CCUGUCAAUACAAAAAAGCCACCAAGCUCAUCAAGAGCUCUACACACACACACAUCCACACACCCACACCCACACAUCCAGGCACACAUCCCCAGCUGUCGGUAAACAAAUGAGCGGCAGCAAGCGCGAGUCGAUGGCGGAGCGCGUCCGAACGAGCUUUGGAUCGCUCGACAGCGAGCUGCCAGAGAGCCGCCGGAGCAGCGGCAGUGCCUUCUCAACUGACAGUGCAGCAGGGAGCCAUCGCGACAGCCGAGGGAGCCGAGGGAGCCGGGGGAGCCGGGAGAGCCGAGGGGAGAUCAGCGUCGUUGCACUGGAAGACGCGUCGCGACUGCUGACCCACUCGGCCACCCACGCAGCCGCCGUCGCCGAGUCUGGCACCGGCACUUCUGGCAGCGGCCAUGGCAAUGGCAGUGUCAGUGUCAGCGUGAGUGGCAGUGGCAGUGGCAGUGCGAGCAAGCGCAGCAGCGCCGCGUCCGAGCUCGAUCCCUACGCAAACAUCGACCAUGUGGACAACCUGGACGGGCGCAACUCCAUCCCCGACGUGGCUGGGUCGUACUACACGAGCCGGGACUUCCGACGGGCGACUGCGUCGAGUGAUGCUGCUGCUGCUGCUGCUGCUGCUGCGACGGGCGCCCACGCGGGCAGGACCAAGCGGAGGAGCCUGAUUGAGCGGAUGCGGCAGCGUUUGUCGUGGCGCAGAUCGAGCGGAGGGAUUCUGACGCACCAGGACCAGGACGACCUCGACCGCGAGGAGCGCAUCCAGCGCCAGCUCAUCGAAGACGCUGAGGAAAACACUCCGCUCGUCGCUGGCACGCUCGCAACGGUCCUGCUGAUUCCAGACUGGGUCGUUGCGGCACGAGUCGCGGCGGCGCUGAUGCUCGUGACUGGCUUAGUGCUGACGUGCAUUGCGAGCGCACAGCUGCACUUGCUCCAAAUGCCGCAGCGCAUCAUUGAGGGAUGCCGCUUUGAAGGUCACGGCGGAUUCCUGACCGUCUGCGCGUCGGGGCACUGUGCAGGACAGCCGUUCAACGAGUGCUUUACCUGGCACUCGCUCUUGCACUACUCGCAGCUCAUCAACAUUUUCGCUGUCGGCUUUGCAACGAGUAUGGUGUACAUUCUCGUGUCCGCUGGAACGGUUGCAAGGUUACUCUGGGUGCCACGGCGUCUGGAUGUCUGGCCGCUCGCGCUGCUGUGCACCGCGGCCGUCAACAUUCUCUUUAGCUUUGGAUUCAUCCUCGUGUUGCAGCAAAACCCGACCUUGCUCUGGGACAUUUUCUUUGAGGGCAUGCCCGUGCUGGAUCUUCCGCUCGACCUUGACUCUGGUGGCGUGUACCUGAUUGUCGCCUUCUGCCUCACGAUGAGCGCCGUCGCACUCGAGUUGCUGGUCUUCCGAUUCCGAUGGCGCGUUCACAAGCGGCAUACCAUCUAUUCCCCGAUUUUGUAGCCAAUGAUGUGUGUUGUACUUUGCAUUGUUUCUAUUGGAAAAUGCACAUCCGAAGGGGGAAA
Molecule: messenger RNA, 1506 nt
Organism: Capsaspora owczarzaki ATCC 30864
Lineage: Eukaryota; Filasterea; Ministeriida; Capsasporidae
Exons: 1
Coding region: 110-1444 (444 amino acids)
Source: RefSeq, a predicted model, not a curated record